CGAUAGAGAGAGUAGAGUCGUGAAUCUGUGAUAAGGUUAGUUCUUUCACUAAUUGGAUUUAGGGUUUCUUCUUUGAUUUUGAUAAUCUGGCUAUUGUCAAAACAAUGGAUGAUAAAAUUCAAAAGAGAGAUUUAAUUUGUGAACUUCCAGAUGAGUUGCUGUUGAAGAUACUAUCUUCGCUUCCUAGUAAAGAUGCUGUAACCACGAGUGUCUUGUCGAAACGGUGGCAAUCUCUUUGGAAGGAGAUGAAGACAUUCAGAUAUGAUGAGGAACUUCGAUGUGGUAAUGCUAGAAUUGCUUCUAAGUUUACGCUAUUUAUAAGUAGAAGAUCAAGAGUAGAGAUCUUGCAGCUCAAGCUGACCCCAUGUUAUGAAAAAACAAUCAUCAAACGUUUGGUUAGCAAUGCCCUUGCUCGCUCUUUGAGAGAGCUGAGAAUUGAGAUGGUUUACAAUUCAUUUGAGUUGCCUGUUUUCAUGCGACGAAUCUGUGAAAACGCUUCUAAGCGUAUGCCCACGUCUUGAAGAAUUGGUUGUGAGACGAAGCUCUUAUACAGAUGUGAAGAUAUUUUCCAUCAAUGUCCCUACGCUGAGGAGUUUGUAUGUCGAUAAUUCGUCUGGGAAAUCUAGGCCUAAAGGUGUCCACGGGUUUGUGAUCAAUGCACCUUCUUUGAGGUGUUUUAGCAUUAGGGAUAGCUUCAGCAACUAUUUACGGUUUAGAAAUAUGCCAAAGCUGGUCAAGUCUACUGUCAACGUUGUUUGUGACAUUAUGAUA
Molecule: messenger RNA, 771 nt
Organism: Raphanus sativus (radish)
Lineage: Eukaryota; Viridiplantae; Streptophyta; Magnoliopsida; Brassicales; Brassicaceae
Product: putative FBD-associated F-box protein At1g50980
Exons: 2
Coding region: 105-521 (138 amino acids)
Molecular function (GO): protein binding
Source: RefSeq, a predicted model, not a curated record